CCCAACAGUGAUCCUAAACAUUAUCUAUUAAUUGAUCCUCAAUUCCUUUCUUGCAUCCUUAAUUUCCGUUAUGGCAAUGGUGCCCCGGAAGAUGCAAUCGAGGCCUAGCCGCCAUAUUUUUUCAGCAUCAGAUGACACUACAAUGACCAAAAAUAUUCGUGCCACUCAUGCUCCCGUUGAUGGACACAUUGGCGUUAGACCUCUUCUUCAUGUUGUUCAAGACAUUUUUCACCGUGCUGCCUCUCUCAUCCCUGGCAUUGUUCAGGGAAAACAAGUGCAGAUGGAUGCCAUGAAGGACAGUGCAUACCAAUCUGAUUUAGCUAACGUGAUAGAUAUUUCGUACCACACAAUCAACAAAAUUUCCUGCGAGAUAUGUUGCAAGUGUUCAAGCGGUGGAGAUGUACAUGCCACAACCAUGGGAAUACUGGGCAUGCUCUCAAGCUAUUCAUGGGAUGCCAAGGUGGUGAUAGCAUUGGCAGCAUUUGCAGCCAACUUUGGGGAGUUUUGGCUGGUGGCUCAGCUUUAUGCCACCAACCGUCUUGCUAAGUCUGUUGCAAAGUUGAAGCACAUCCAUGAAACACUGGAACAAGUGGAUGAUUUGGGACCAAAGUUUCAAACAGUCAACAACCUUCUCAAGGCAAUGUUGGAUGUAACCAAUAACAUUGUCCAAUUCCAUGAGCUUCCCUCUCAAUACAUUGACCCUGAGGCACCAGAGAUGUUGACUGCCUCCAAUCUUAUUCCUGGUGCUGUCUAUUGGACCAUUCGGAGUAUUGUGUCCUGUGCAUCGCAUAUUUUAGGCAUAACUGGCUUGGGUCAAGGAUAUAUGACAUCAACAACAGAGACUUGGGAGCUUUCCAGUUUGGCCCAUAAGCUUGAUAACAUAAAUAGUCACCUUCGAAAGCAACUCACCGUUUGUCGUCAGCAUUUAGAUGAUAACAGACAGAGAGAAGCAUUUGCAACACUUCGGCUCCUUUUUGAGACACCCCAUCAAGAUAAUUCGAAGGUUCUCAAAGCUAUGUUUUGCAGCAAGGAUGAUCCGUUGCCACUGUUUGAUGGUUCUUCCAAACAAAGGGUUAGCAUUGAGGUGCUGAGGAGGAAAAUUGUGCUGCUCUAUAUAACAGACGUACAUAAUGUCCCCGAUCAAGAGCUUGUGAUUUUUGAACAAAUGUACCAAGAGUCACGUCAAGAUUCAACCAGAUUAGAGAGUCAAUACGAACUCGUUUGGAUUCCAGUUGUGGACAAAGCAAUCCCGUGGAAUGACGUGAAACCGAAGUUUGAGAAGCUGCAAUCAAUGAUGUCUUGUUACUCUCUUUAUGACCCUUCUCUAUUGGAGCCCGCAACCAUCAGGUACAUUAAAGAGGUAUGGCUUUUCAAAACGAAGCCUAUUCUUGUAGUGUUGGAUCCCCAAGGGAAGGUUGUGAAUCUGAAUGCAAUACCCAUGAUGUGGAUUUGGGGAAGCUUGGCUUAUCCUUUCUCUAGCUCAAGGGAGGAAGCACUGUGGAAUGCAGAAACAUGGGGACUUGUACUAUUGGCAGAUUCAAUUGAUCCAUCGCUUUUGGAAUGGAUAUCGGAAGGCAAAUAUAUAUGCUUGUACGGAGGUGACGAUAUUGAGUGGAUCCGUAAAUUCACAAACACUGCAUAUUCCCUCGCAAGAACUCUGCAACUACCACUAGAGAUGAUUUAUGUGGGGAAAAGCAAUCCAGGAAAGAAAGUUCAAGAAAUCAACAAUGCCGUACAAACAGAAAAAUUGAGCAACGUACUUCCUGACCUUGCCAUAAGUUGGUUCUUCUGGGUUAGGCUAGAGAGCAUGUGGCACUCUAAAUCACAGCAGAGCAAAACAGUAGAGAACGACCACAUAAUGCAUGAAGUAAUGAGAAUCCUAACCUAUGAUAGCGGUGACCCGGGAUGGGCCGUGAUUAGUCAAGGCACGGGAAAGAUGGCACAGGGCAAAGGAGACACAUUUCUAAAGUGCCUGAAUGAACAUGAACAAUGGAAAGACGCAGCAAAAGAUAAAGGACUUUUGCCAGCAAUGGAUGAUUAUAUAAAAGAACUCCAAACCCCUCACCACUGCAAUCGCUUGAUACUCCCCGGAACCAGUGGCGGGAUACCAGACAAAGUGUCAUGUGCUGAAUGUGGCCAAACAAUGGAAAAAUUCUACAUGUAUCGCUGCUGCAAUGAGUAAACUCCUAACAUUGCAAACAUCACCUAAUGUGUAAUGUUCAAUAAGUAUAUUUGGAAGUGUGUUAACAGGAAAUCUAGCGCACUCAUGCCAAUUGAAACUAUUGGAUGAAGAUACAGCUUAUAUGUUAACUGGUAAAUUAGACAUAAAAGAUUGACUUAAAAUAAAUUCAAUAUUUGAACCCCCAAAUCUUCAUCCAACAAUUUCAAUUCACUGACUGCAUGAAUGUGUUGAAUUCCUGUAGGAAUUGCUUAAUCUAGGUUUUCAAUUCAGAUAGCACGGCAUCUAUUGUUUAUGUUUUGAUUGGAAAGGCUUGUAUUUGUAAUGUUAAACUUGUUUAGUCAUUUCUUUACUAGA
Messenger RNA from Glycine soja, 2536 nucleotides. Its product is annotated as protein SIEVE ELEMENT OCCLUSION B-like. Gene Ontology annotation, biological process: phloem development. Bases 71 to 2182 code for a protein of 703 amino acids. The record is from RefSeq and is a predicted model, not a curated record. The transcript is spliced from 7 exons. NCBI's taxonomy places the organism in Eukaryota, Viridiplantae, Streptophyta, Magnoliopsida, Fabales, Fabaceae.